UUAUUUUACCUGCAUAAUCCAUUAGCUACAGUUACUACUUACAGGAAGUUAAUGUUUCUGUUUAUGUUUUGGCAGCAACAGUAUGAUCCAAUCAGUGAUCCACUGGGCAUACAGAAUCCUUCCAACGGGAAUAAUGCCACUGCUAAUAGUAGUCAAAGCAUUGUCAGCACAGCCAACAGUAGUACAACUAGCAGCACCAAUGUCACCACUCCUCUUACACCACCUACCAUGCCGGUUGUUUCUGGGGUCAAGCGUCGUGCGUCUGAAGAAGCAUCCGGGGUCCCUGUAGUUAAAAAGUUUCUCUUAGCGGGUCCUUGGGAUUUAGAGAUCCCUACCAAUGUGAUUAUGUUUGAGCGUCCACCUAUCACUUUACCCCAACCAUAUCCAAGUGUAGAGGUACUUCGAGGGCAACUAGUGUCCAAACUACGUUUGGGAUACCAGGAGAUGUGUCAGGCUCGGCAAGGUAUGUUCUGUUAAAUGAGUUUUAGUAGU
Messenger RNA from Macrobrachium nipponense, 492 nucleotides. RefSeq names its product mRNA (2'-O-methyladenosine-N(6)-)-methyltransferase-like. Bases 52 to 477 code for a protein of 141 amino acids. Gene Ontology annotation, cellular component: nucleus. The record is from RefSeq and is a predicted model, not a curated record. Gene Ontology annotation, molecular function: RNA polymerase II C-terminal domain binding; mRNA (2'-O-methyladenosine-N6-)-methyltransferase activity. The transcript has 3 exons. NCBI's taxonomy places the organism in Eukaryota, Metazoa, Arthropoda, Malacostraca, Decapoda, Palaemonidae.